This is a messenger RNA of Anisakis simplex (herring worm), 1344 nucleotides long. The record is from the annotation of a GenBank genome assembly. Lineage: Eukaryota; Metazoa; Nematoda; Chromadorea; Rhabditida; Anisakidae.
AUGGAUUGCUUUGCUGAUGAUCGGGAGGCGCUAAACGAUUUCGCGAAGUACUUCAACAACGCCCAUCUCAGUGAUGUGACACUGCUCGUUGGCGAUGAAAUUCUGUGUAUAAAGCAGGUUGCAUAUUUGAAACUUUCAAUCGCGUAUGUUCCAGAGGAUCCAUUUCAGAUAUCUUACGCAAACGAACGUUCCAGGUUUUUUAGGUACUCAGCGCAUCGGAUUAUCCUGACAAAAAGCAGCGAAGUCUUCGAUCGAAUGCUUAGCCAAAAAUGGAAUGGCGAGAAGAAGGAGUUAGAAUUAGUUGAAGAGCCACAAUGUCAACGAGUGUUUGCUGCAUUUCUUCGAUUUCUGUACUGUAAUCAUAUCCUUCUUCAUCCGGACAACGCUCUGCCGAUUCUUGUUUUGGCUGAUAAAUACAACGUCCACAGUCUCAGAAAGGUUUGCAUAGAAUACGCGAUCAACAAUAUUUUACCAGAAUUAUCGUUGAGGGAACUUUUCCAUGUAUGGUAUUCAUACGCGACAAAAGCAUUCCAUCAGGUUAUCGAGGAUUCGUUAAUCUACCUUUAUUACUUUGAUAUUGUUUUGGAUGAUAGUAAAACUAGCACUAGAAUUAGACAUAUCGUAGGUGAAUAUCGAUUGUGGGAAGCCGUACAAAAGUGGUUGAUGGCGCCUUCGCAUCCGGAACGGAGGGGCAAUACUGCAUCGCCACUGCUCGUAUCAAUUUUACCACUUAUCAGGUUUCCAUUCAUGACUGCUGAUGAAUUAACAUUGGUUGAACGUUCGCCAUUUGUUGAGACGCAUCCGAAAUUAUUCCAUCCACAGAUUCUUUUAGCCUAUAAAUUCCAGGCUUUGCCUUUAGCAAGUCGACUGAAUUGCAAAGAAUUCACCGGAACACAGUUCAUUUUGCGCAAUUAUACGGAUGUACGAUGGGAUAGACGAAUCGUUGUUAGAGGUGAAGAUCUUAGAAUUGAGGAUGCUUAUAACAGAACAUUUGAUCAAGCAUUCGGCAUUCAAACUCGUUCGUCGACCUUCCCGCUACAGUCAUGGAAUUGGAAACUGCAGUUAUCAACUCAGUUAGUGCCGAAUUCACAUGAAGAAUUGAGAAUGUAUCUUGUAUCCGAAGACAUAGACCAACCGAGGUCAAUCGAAUAUCUUGUUUCAAUUGUUGAUGAGAAAAAGGUAUUAAAGUCGUUAGCUGGACGCAAAAAUUUCACCAAAACGAGGUACUGUGCGGAUCUUGAAAUAGAGAAGAAAGUAGACCUCAACGAGUUAUACGUUGAAAAUUCGCCGCUUCUCGUCAACGGUGAUCUCCAUUUGCAGAUCACUUUUCGACCAAUUGACUAG